Messenger RNA from Plodia interpunctella (Indianmeal moth), 1274 nucleotides. RefSeq lists its product as uncharacterized. Bases 113 to 1255 code for a protein of 380 amino acids. Gene Ontology annotation, molecular function: protein binding. Lineage: Eukaryota; Metazoa; Arthropoda; Insecta; Lepidoptera; Pyralidae. The record is from RefSeq and is a predicted model, not a curated record. The transcript has 7 exons.
AGUUGUCCUUGUCAUGUCAAAAUAAAAAAACGUGUGUUUGAUUUGUUAUUGUUCUCAUUAAAAAACGUUUUUAAUUCGUGUAAUUAAUAUUAGGUACAAAUAAGUAAUAAUUAUGGGAGAUAUUAUAGACAAUGAAGAAAUUGACAAAGAUACUUUGGACCCAGAAACUUUAGAACAACUUUUUAACAAGAAAUACGAUUUGAUUGCCGAAACUAAUGUGUCUGUAAAAAAAUCCUAUAUAAACAAGAUAACAGGCACCAAAUCAUCAAAAUUAGCUGUUAGUUUACAAGACCAUAGCAUAGAAGUGUAUGAACUCAACAAUGGGUCUUUAUCAAAGACAUGUAGACUUAGCGGACACAAGAAGGCUCUAAAAGAGGUGGUAUUUAGCCCUAAGGAUGAUCAUUUAUUGUAUUCAGCUGGAGAAGACGGACUUAUAAAGUUGUGGGAUACAAGACAGAAAGGUAGCUGUGUUUUGGAGUAUAAAGAUGAAGAAUCAGAUAUAGUGCGGCCAUAUGAAUGCAUGGAUGUAUCUUGCAACAGUAGAGUGUUGUGUGCGGGCAGUCAAGUUGUAGAGGAUGAUGCAUACCUUGUAUUCUGGGACACAAGGGUCACUAAGCCUCUCGGUGGAUAUUGGGAAUCACAUACGGAUGACAUCACUCAGGUAAAAUUCCAUAAAGAAAAAACAGAAAUAAUAGCAACAGGCUCUCUGGAUGGUCUCCUCAACAUUUUCAAUGUCAUGGAACAGAGUGAAGACGAUGCAUUAGUAUAUUCAUUGAAUGUUGAGAAUUCAGUUGAGAGGGUGAGCUGGCUGGACGGACAGCAGCUAGCUUGUGUUGCACAGUCCAAUGACCUGCAGAUCUGGGAUACAGAGUCUGGGGAUUUGAUCAGGAGUUUUGGAAGGGAUAAGAUUGCUAGGAGUUUAAAAAGGAGUAAGAAUGACGACUGCUACUUAGUUGAUGCUUACACUUCCGUGGAUGAUUUGACCGUCGUACUGGCAGGUUCUUAUGGAGGCGAUGGGAAUGUUCUAAGAUCUCUUUCAUUAACAAAUAAAAAGCUACAGCCAAGCUCCAACUUCGCCCAGAACAAACAAAUAGUCAGAUGUUGCUGGUAUCAUAAAGAUAAUGACCUACUAGUGACGGCAGGUGAAAGCGGCACGAUCAGCGUGUGGCAGGGCUCCGCCCCCGGGGCCGCGGCGCCCGGGAAACUUCACACAUCGCUCAGCAAGCUACACGUUAACAGACACAAACCUUACUGAAAUAUACAGGCUGACAGGA